Messenger RNA from Salvia hispanica, 707 nucleotides. Lineage: Eukaryota; Viridiplantae; Streptophyta; Magnoliopsida; Lamiales; Lamiaceae. The record is from RefSeq and is a predicted model, not a curated record.
AUUUGCUUGGCACUGGGAGUUUUUGUAGUGUCGACUGAGGAGUUCUUAACAAUGGGAAGGUUGUUGCAGUCGAGGUGUUUAAUCUUCAGUUAGAAGUUGUUGUUCCAAUGCAGAGUUCAAAGCAUUAGUACUUGAAUGUAUGCCCAAUGGAAAUCUUGAGAAAUGGUUGUAUUCCCACAAUUAUUUCUUGAAUUUCAUGGAGAGAUUGAAUAUAAUGAUCGAUGUUGCAUCGGCUUUGGAUUAUCUUCAAGGUGGCUAUUCAGCCCCUAUUGUCCACAGUGACUUGAAGCCAAGUAAUGUCUUGUUAGACAAAGAUAUGAUUGCUCAUGUAAGCGAUUUUGGGAUAGCAAAGUUACUAUGCGAUGGAGACAGUAUGGUGUUAACCAACACCCUAGGAACAUUGGGUUACAUUGCUCCAGACUAUGGUUCAGAUGGACUAGUCUCCACAAGGUGUGACGUGUAUAGCUAUGGGGUGAUGUUGAUGUAAGUGUUUACGAGAAAAAAGCCAAGUGAUGACAUGUUUGUUGGAGACCUAAGCUUGAAGAGCUGGAUUGAAAUAUCAGUAUCACAGUUCACAUAUCAGGUUGUAGAUGCCAACUUGCUAAUGAACGUUAACGAAGAACAUGGCGAUAAAAUAGUGGAAUUCACAUCAUUCAUAUUGAAGUUGGCGUUAAAGUGUUGUACAGAUUCUUCUCAUAAAAGGAUUA